AUGGCUACCGAGAGCUUACGGUCAUCUCGGAGUCGAUCGUCUGCGCAGAAGAGGGAGCUUCUUUGUGGACACGAUAAGAGACUCGUGCUAAGAAUUUCUGGAACGAAGAACAACCCUGUGCGACGAUUUUGGGGCUAUGUCUACUAUGAGAUUAAAGAAGAGUGUGAGUUCUUCCGAUGGACAGACCCAGAAGCAGAGGCUGAAGAUCCGCUGGUUGCAAGGAUGAAGAAGAAAGUUGCGGCCCUGAAAGCAAAAGUGAGGGACAUUGAGUGGAAGUUUAAGGUUGCUGCAGCGUUGGGCACGGUUGGAUGGGUUGGUUUAUUUCUCUUCUGGUUGCAGAUUUGGUUGAAUCAGAGGCAGGGGCUAUCUUGUGUAUGA
This is a messenger RNA of Arachis duranensis, 378 nucleotides long. RefSeq lists its product as uncharacterized. The record is from RefSeq and is a predicted model, not a curated record. The transcript has 2 exons. The coding region runs from base 1 to 378 and encodes 125 amino acids. Lineage: Eukaryota; Viridiplantae; Streptophyta; Magnoliopsida; Fabales; Fabaceae.